Messenger RNA from Rhincodon typus (whale shark), 3957 nucleotides. It is a transcript of the gene cep135, whose product is annotated as centrosomal protein 135. Bases 32 to 2215 code for a protein of 727 amino acids. The record is from RefSeq and is a predicted model, not a curated record. Lineage: Eukaryota; Metazoa; Chordata; Chondrichthyes; Orectolobiformes; Rhincodontidae. The transcript has 16 exons.
AGAACGAGAAAUAGUGUUGGAAUUGGAAAGAAUGCGAACAAAGCAUGGUGUUCUCAAAGGAGACACAUCACCAUCGCGCCUAGAUAAAUUUGUAAAGACAUUAGAAGAAGAGCGGGAUUAUUACAAAGGUGAAGUGGAAUACCUGCAAGAUAUGAUAUCUGCAAAGGGUAGCCCAGUCUGUUCUCCAAGACGUGGACGAAGCCCAGUGCGAGUUUCGCCUGUGAAGACUAGUAGCCUCAGCACUGAGCUGUUACAGGCUAUCAGAGAGCGAGACGAGUUACAAGCAGUGUUGGAUAAUUUUGAGCAACACAUGGCAGAAAUCCAAUCCAAUGUCAAGAUGGUGACAGCAGAACGAGACAGGUUACUUAUGAUUUAUGAACAGAAUCAAGAUGAGUUGAACAAGUUGAAAAAGGAAGUGCUAAUAUCACCGAUCUGCCAAAUGCGUGUGGAAGAGGAAAGAGAUGAAGCUAAAGCAGAUCUGAAAAGAAUGGCAGCUGAGAAGGAGACUUUGAGAGAAAGAAUGAAGAGCAUCCUUGAAACAGCUGAUCUCAACACAAAACGGAUGGAACAGACGAUAUCACAGUUAGAAAAUAAAACAUGUGACCUUGAUGAUGAAUGCUUCAACCUCAAGAAGAAAGUAGCAAAACAAAAGGAAGAAAUUGCAGCACUUGAAGAAAAAAACAAGUGUCAAUCACAAAAACUCUCGCAGGCCAGUGAUGAUGUUGCACAGCAAAAGGCAGAGCUGAGUUCAGUUAGGUUGCUGAAUGAACACCUGGAGAAGUCUCUUGCAGACUUACAGCAUCGGUUGAGUGCGAAAACCAAGGAGCUUCAAACAUCGCAAGACAGAAUUGACAGACAAGAGGAGAGACUAGAUGAGUUCAACCGACAGAAUUCUGCUCUACGAGAAGAAAUCAACUUAUUAAAAACUACAGUAUCUGCUCUAGACCAGGAAAAGGAUUGCCUGCAGGACGCUGUAGAUGACAAAACGGAAAAAAUUGCUACUUUAGAAGAGAACCUUGCCAAUCGGGAAAAGGCGAUAACAAAUAUGAAAAUUACUGUGACUGAACUAGAAUCUGCAUUAGACCUUUUGAAUGACACCCUAAGUAACCGAGACCGGGAAAUAAAUUCCUUACGUCGGCAACUAGAUUCUAUUCAUAAGGAUUCAGAGGAAUUAGAACAGUGUCGAGAUGCUGCAUUUAAAGAAAAUCGUUGUUUGCGAGAUGACUUGGCUCAAAUGACGAGGGAAAAUCAGGCAGUCACAAAUGAGUUGGAACAAGCUUUGCAUGAAAAGGAUGAGUUAAAAUCAAGAGUGCAUAACUACAUCAAUGAAGUGGCAAGAAUUGAAAGCUUAAUGGUUGCCAAGGAACAAGAACUCCAUCAUAUGCUGGAGCAAUUCCGAAUGGCGAGUAAUCAGGCUGAGAACUGGGAGAACAAGGCUCAUCAGGCAGAGGGCGAAAGUAGCUCAAUUCGAUUAGAGCUCCUGUCUGUAGACACAGAGAGACGGCAUCUUGAGGAAAGAGUCGGCAAGCUUGAAAAGGAAAUAGAGGAGCACCUAGCUGCCCAACAAGCAUAUGAGAAAGAGAUUUCCUGUAUAUCUAAAAGCAUGAGCAAACUGGAAGAAGAGUUGCGGCAGACGCAGGCUGAGAAAUGCCAUGUUUUAGGGGACCUGGCUUCAGUCAGAGAACUGUGUGCCCAACUGGAUUCGAAUAAGGAAUUGCUUUCACGGCAACUUACUUCUAAGAAUAUGGAACAUGAAAAGACCUUAAGUGAACUGGAAGAUUUGAAGUCCGAAGUUGAAGUUUUAAAGAAACAGAUGUGUACUGAACGGGUCACAGUAAAGAACCUUGAGACAUUGUUGACAUCAACUCGAGAAAAGGAGUUUCAGUAUCAUCUGUCAAAGAAUGAAAAAGAGUCAGAAAUACAGCUUCUUGGAGACAAGCUGACUCUAGCAGAGAGCAAAGUAUCAAGCCAGAAUAGAGAAAUAGCUCAGCUUCGUGCUAAGUCUUCGCAACUUCAAGCGGAGCUUGACCUUAUCAAACGUCAACUAACGACAGAACGUUUUGAAAGAGAGCGUGCAAUUCAAGAGAUGCGUCGGCAUGGCCUUUCUACUACCAUCAGCUCCUUAUCUCCACUCAGAACAUCAGUGAGCCCUGUUUCACAUUCACACGAUAUGGGCUCGCCUAAAAAAGUAUCAGACUAUUGUACUGACUGUUAAAUGACAAAAGUUUGUUUUAAGGAGUAUCCUUUACGAAAGCCAGUUGAAUGUUUCACAAAUGGAGCUACAGUUCUCACCAAAAGAGCGUAUCUGAAGUUGCAAGCUGAAUCUUUUGCAGUAUUGAUUUCAUCACUCUGCAGAAUUUUGAAAUGAAGCAAUCUAAGUUCAAGGCAAAUUUUUUUUAUUACAUUUCUAGUCAUUGGAGUGAAUUGUGAUAACUCCAUGACACUUCAAUGUUCUAUACACAUUUGUCAGCUUGUUUAACAUUUUAGUGUUAUUAAAAUAUCAGCAUUUUUCCAAUUGUUCAGAUAACAUCUAGCCUGUGCUUAAAGUAGGUUUGAACUUCUGCAUUACACUGCUUAUUAAAAAAAAAAGAGCUUGCCCAACCAUAUUUUUGUUCUGUGAUGUGUGACAGAACAGCAGCAACAUUUAGGCCCUUUCUCAUUUUCAAAUGACUGCACAAUAUUCGAAUUGGAGAUUGCAAUUGAUCAAUUUUCAAAUAGAUUUUCUUAACAUCUUUAUUGAGCAUAUAUUUACAUAUGUACAUAAUUACUUUCGUGAGCUUACAUAUACUUCACAGGAUCAAAUCUACCAUAUUAAUAUAAUGAGAAGUGAACCAUAAAACAGUUUUUUUCCAGCUACAGUAAAGCUACAAGAUGAUAUAUGAAGCAAAUAGGAAAAAAGAAUACUCCUUUAUAAACAAUGUGAAUUAAAGUUUACUGAAUUAUUGAAUCUAAAUAUGGUGUUAUUAAUUUUAUAUUUUCCUAUAUAAUCUCUCAAACAGGCCCAAUAAAAUGUGGCACUGAGAUUUAUUCAAUCUUAUGUAAUGCCCAUUUUAUGCUGUAAAUAUCUGUACUAUACUGUCAGUCAUAAUGAAGAUUUUUUUUAUUCUGCAAAGAUAUUUUUGUAUUGAAUUAGGAUUUCAGUUUUAUAUACAAGCUAUUUUUUAAUAUGUUUGUUCUCAGUAGCUGUGACUAGUAUUUUUGCUACCAUUCCCAAAAUUGUCUCUUCUUAUUAAUAACUGUCAUUGAUGUGUCAUCUUAUACUUGACCAUACAAUAUAAACUGAGAUUUUACCAUCUUGAUAUUCUCUUGAGGCAUACCUGUAGUAAAAUGGGCUAAUAACAUGUUUAAUAAAUGCAAAUGAGCUUCUUAGGCUGGAUUUAACAAUGUUUUAACAUAGCUACUAAGAAAUCAGUAUUGAUUUCAUGAGUGUAGUUCAUAACUAUAUACAGUAACUAUUAAAUGGCAACUUUAUAUUUUGAUUAAGUAUAUUUUGCUUAGACUUCCUUAUGCCAUGGAGAUUCCACUGGAAUAAAAUAAGUGAAACCGGUUACUGAUUUUAAAAAGUGAUGGUUUUCACAUUAAAAUAAGAUCUUUUAUUCAUAUUAUCCAGUUAGAUAUUCCAGGACUGUGGUCCUAAUGUCAUAUAAUAUGGCUGCCUCAAAUUUUUACAGCUGUUUGUCAUUACAAAGUGAAGUUUUGGAUAAUGGUACAGAUUCACUUAAGUGGACAUUUGUUUUCGUGAUGCAUACCUGUAAGAUUUAUUUAGUAUUCCAAAUUUUGAACUGCAUUAAAUUAUCUUCAGUUUAUCUUUGUUAUUUAAAUGAUUUUAGAUUUGUUUAUAUUUUUGUUUUAGUACUGACUAGAUGCCAACUUUUGGAGUUUUUUUUGCCAAUUGUAUUUAACCCAGUACCUAUUUAUUAAAAUUUUUAAUAAACAUUAAUAAAAAUUUGAGGUUAU